GCUCUAAGUAUCACUCGGGAUGUCGUGGUUGUUGGAGGAGGUGUUGGCGGCACCUACACUGCUGUCCGUCUGGGCGACUACAACAAGUCUGUAGCAGUCAUCGAAAAGACCGAAGCCCUAGGUGGUGCCACCCGCACAUACCAUGACCCUGUCACUGGCCAGACCAUAGACGUUGGCGUGCAAAUCUUCCAGAACCUGGACAUUGUCAAAAACUUCUUUGCGCGUUACAACCUCCCUCUCAAGAACAUGUCCAUCGGUGUAUCAGGUGCCGGUGCUGGUUUGGUUCCUGUGGAUCUGCGAACUGGGAAACAUCUCAACAUCACUGCUCUCCCUGGCAAUGUGACUGGCGCACUCGAAAAAUACGCUGCCCAGCUGGCUCGCUUCCCGUUUCUCACGGAGCCCGGUAUUCAGCUUCCCGAUCCAGUGCCUGAGGAUGUUCUGCUGCCCUUCGGCCAAUUCGUCGACAAAUACGGAAUUCAGGACGUAGUGCCGCUUAUUGGUAUCCAGGCCGAGGGAUUUGGCAACAUAACCGAGUCUACAACGCUAUACGUCUUUAAAUUCUUCAACGAGAUUGUUCUUCAGAACUUGGCUACCGCCUUCCUAGCCUCUGAGACAGCAAACUCGCAAGAGCUGUAUGAAAAGGCAUAUGUCGAUCUCGGAGCUGAAAAUGUGUUCUUAAACACCACCGUUACCUCUAUUAUGCGUCCCGCAGAAUGCGACCCCAACGCAAACAUCGAAAUCACCGUUCAGUCUUCUUACACAGGAGAAAUCACCACCAUCACUGCCAAGCAAGUCGUUUUCGCUAUUCCUCCUGUUUCCUCCAACUUCAAGACCGUCGAUCUCGACCCCACCGAGGACGACUUGAUCUCCCGUUUCAAGAGUCACACGUUCGUUGCCGGUGUGCUCCGAAACGCCGUCUAUCCAGAAUCACCAGAACUUCUGUAUAAUUCGGACUUGAGCACGCCUUACAACCUACCAAUUCAACCAUCCAUCUACUUCAUCGGACCCAUGUUCCCGCCAUCCAACCUCACUGCGUUCCCCUACGGAGGCCCUGCCUCUCCCGAACACUACAACGACGAGGAGAUCAAGACACAAGUGCUCGAGCUCGUGAGAACCAGCAUUCCAGGCUCCAACCCCGAGAUUGUCUCGUACAUGAACCCUGGGGAUUACGAGUGCCAUGUCACGCCGGAGGAAAUCCGUGGUGGAUUCUACACGCGCCUGAACGCUCUGCAGGGCCACAGGAAUACCUGGUGGACUGGAGCUGCCUGGCAGCAUCCGGAUUGCGCGUUGAUAUGGAAUUUCACUGAU
Messenger RNA from Talaromyces proteolyticus, 1308 nucleotides. RefSeq lists its product as uncharacterized. The record is from RefSeq and is a predicted model, not a curated record. The annotation marks the transcript as partial. The transcript has a single exon. Gene Ontology annotation, molecular function: oxidoreductase activity. NCBI's taxonomy places the organism in Eukaryota, Fungi, Ascomycota, Eurotiomycetes, Eurotiales, Trichocomaceae.